Messenger RNA from Lepus europaeus (European hare), 2031 nucleotides. Its product is annotated as frizzled-9. Lineage: Eukaryota; Metazoa; Chordata; Mammalia; Lagomorpha; Leporidae. Gene Ontology annotation, cellular component: plasma membrane. Gene Ontology annotation, molecular function: Wnt-protein binding; Wnt receptor activity. The transcript has a single exon. The record is from RefSeq and is a predicted model, not a curated record. The coding region runs from base 1 to 1773 and encodes 590 amino acids. Gene Ontology annotation, biological process: canonical Wnt signaling pathway; non-canonical Wnt signaling pathway.
AUGGCCGCGUCGCCGCUCCGCGGGGCGCUGCUGCUGUGGCAGCUGCUGGCGGCGGGCGGCGCGGCGCUGGAGAUCGGCCGCUUCGACCCGGAGCGCGGGCGCGGGCCGGCGCCGUGCCAGGCGGUGGCGAUCCCCAUGUGCCGCGGCAUCGGCUACAACCUGACCCGCAUGCCCAACCUGCUGGGCCACACGUCGCAAGGCGAGGCGGCCGCCGAGCUGGCCGAGUUCGCGCCGCUCGUGCAGUACGGCUGCCACGGGCACCUGCGCUUCUUCCUGUGCUCGCUGUACGCGCCCAUGUGCACCGACCAGGUCUCGACGCCCAUCCCCGCCUGCCGGCCCAUGUGCGAGCAGGCCCGCCUGCGCUGCGCGCCCAUCAUGGAGCAGUUCAACUUCGGCUGGCCCGACUCGCUCGACUGCGCGCGGCUGCCCACGCGCAACGACCCGCACGCGCUGUGCAUGGAGGCGCCCGAGAACGCCACGGCCGGCCCCGCCGAGCCGCACAAGGGCCUGGGCAUGCUGCCCGUGGCGCCGCGGCCGGCCAGGCCCCCCGGCGAGGCGGGCGCGGGCGGCGGCGCCGGCGCCUGCGCCAACCCCGAGAAGUUCCAGUACGUGGAGAGGAGCCGCUCGUGCGCGCCGCGCUGCGGGCCGGGCGUCGAGGUGUUCUGGUCGCGGCGCGACAAGGACUUCGCGCUCGUCUGGAUGGCCGUGUGGUCGGCGCUCUGCUUCUGCUCCACCGCCUUCACCGUGCUCACCUUCCUGCUGGAGCCGCACCGCUUCCAGUACCCGGAGCGCCCCAUCAUCUUCCUCUCCAUGUGCUACAACGUCUACUCACUGGCCUUCCUCAUCCGCGCCGUGGCGGGCGCGCAGAGCGUGGCCUGCGACCAGGAGGCGGGCGCGCUCUACGUGAUCCAGGAGGGCUUGGAGAGCACGGGCUGCACCCUGGUCUUCCUGCUGCUCUACUACUUCGGCAUGGCCAGCUCGCUCUGGUGGGUGGUCCUCACGCUCACCUGGUUCCUGGCGGCCGGCAAGAAGUGGGGCCACGAAGCCAUCGAGGCGCACGGCAGCUACUUCCACCUGGCCGCCUGGGGCCUGCCGGCGCUCAAGACCAUCGUCAUCCUGACGCUGCGCAAGGUGGCCGGGGAUGAGCUGACCGGGCUCUGCUACGUGGCCAGCAUGGACGCCGCGGCGCUCACGGGCUUCGUGCUGGUGCCCCUCUCCUGCUACCUGGUGCUGGGCACCAGCUUCCUCCUGACCGGCUUCGUGGCCCUGUUCCACAUCCGGAAGAUCAUGAAGACAGGCGGCACCAACACGGAGAAGCUGGAGAAGCUCAUGGUCAAGAUCGGGGUCUUCUCCAUCCUCUACACGGUGCCGGCCACCUGCGUCAUCGUGUGCUACGUCUACGAGCGCCUCAACAUGGACUACUGGCGCCUGCGUGCCACGGAGCAGCCGUGCGCCGCCGCCGCCCUGCCCGGCGGCCGCAGGGACUGCUCCCUGCCCGGGGGCUCGGUGCCCACCGUGGCCGUCUUCAUGCUCAAGAUCUUCAUGUCGCUGGUGGUGGGCAUCACCAGCGGGGUCUGGGUGUGGAGCUCCAAGACUCUGCAGACUUGGCAGAGCCUGUGCCACCGGAAGUUGGCAGCUGGCCGGGCCCGGGCCAAGGCCUGCCGGGCGCCCGGGGGCUACGGCCGUGGCACCCACUGCCACUACAAGGCCCCCACCGUGGUCCUGCACAUGACCAAGACGGACCCUUGUCUGGAGAACCCCACCCACCUCUAGGGGCUCAUGGCCUGGCUCAGGCGGCCCAGCUGUCAGGGUCAGGCCAGUGAGUGUGCAGGGCCUGAGGACCCAGCGAGGCGCCCGUCCGCGUGCGUCCCCCCCUCCCUUGAUGCAGGGGGCGGGUCUGGCUGAGGCCCCACAGGGUCCCGGGAGAGGGGGCGCACUCCAGGCAGGAGGGGGCGGGGAAGCGGGCAGGACGCAGCAGGAGUUUAUUUAAUGAUGUAAUUUAUUGUUGCGUUUCUCUGGAAGCUGUGACUG